ACAGUUAGGCGCGCAGUUUCUCUCGGGUGUUCAAGCAAAGAGGAGAUCGAGAAGUAAAACUAAUAAAUCUUUAGCUAUAAUUUUACAAGAUUUUUUUAAUUUUUGAAAGUGCUGUAUUUAAGUAUUUUUUGUAGUGUUUUUUUUUGUGAUUUGCAUAGUGUUUCUCAUAUUUCAAUUUAGUGUAUAGAAAAAAAGCUCAUGGGAAACGAAUACAUAUGCGCAGAGAACACGUGUUCAAAGGUUGCUCAUCUACUUUACGCCUCGCCCAAGGUAUUUGAGACCUGACAGAGGGUAGUGAAUUAAAUUACGCGGUAUCCCUCGUUGUGUGCACCCCAAUAAUGGGCAACAAUAGAGUCGAAAGCCGACCGAAAGGCGGCGCGCUUCGCUUCAACGCGGCAUCAGCGAUGAUAUCGGAGUCACCUCGUCAGAGUAAUGAUCUUUCCACACUUCUCUGCUUUACCUGCAGCGCCUGCUUUGUCCUGAGUUUAAUUUGCUCCAGUUUAGCGGCAUCGGUCGUUCCGCUAGACCAGACCGUCGAGGCGGCGAGUUACAGUCGACACGAUACAAAUACAGAGACAAUAAUGCCUGAUCCUGACGAAGGCUUCAGAUUGCCAAAAGAAGUCGUACCUAUCCAUUAUGAUCUCUACUUGCAUCCAAAACUUCAAGAGGGCACAUUUACUGGAAAAGCAACCAUUCUAAUUGAUGUCCGUGACAACAGAAGAUUUAUAGCUCUUCAUCAAAAAGAUCUCAACAUCACCUCUGCGAAAUUGGAAACGUAUGGCCUAAAUGAAAAUCAAGAAAUUACUAUCUCGUCCAUCAGUAAGCCUACGAAGUAUGAAACCUUCGUGAUAUCAACUGAAAAUGAUAUUAAUCCUGGAAAGUACAAUUUGAAUCUAGAAUUUGAUGGAAAUCUCAAGGACAAAAUAGUCGGAUUCUAUAGCAGCAAAUAUAAGGACAAGAAAAACACAAGUAAUAACAUCAGGUACAUUGCGACUACCAAAUUCGAGCCAACUUAUGCUAGACAAGCUUUCCCGUGUUUCGAUGAACCCAAUUUUAAGGCAAAAUUUUCAGUUAAACUGGUGCAUCCUGCGGAUGGUUAUUACAGUGCCUUAUCCAACAUGAAUGUAAAGGAUAAGCAAAAAAAUACACCAGAAAUUGGUCUAACAACAGUGACCUUUGAAGAAACUGUACCUAUGUCAACGUAUUUAGCUUGUUUUAUUAUCCAUGACUUUAUUGGCACAACUAAAACGGCAAAGGGUUUAAAUGGUAAAGAAUUUCCGAUCAGUAUCUACACCACAAGACUUCAAUCGCAGGAGAGAAGAGAUUUUGCAGUGGAUAUUGGCGUGAAAGCUAUUGAAUAUUACAUAAACUUAUUCCAAAUAAAUUAUCCAUUACCAAAACUCGAUAUGGCUGGUAUUCCCGAUUUUGUGUCCGGCGCUAUGGAGAAUUGGGGUUUAGUGACUUUUAGAGAAACAAGAAUUCUUUACGAUGAUCGUAAUAACUCGAUCUAUGAUAAGCGCGAUGUCGUUAACGUAAUCUGUCACGAAUUGGCACAUAUGUGGUUUGGAAAUCUCGUAACUAUGAAAUGGUGGAAUGAUUUGUGGCUAAAUGAGGGUUUUGCUACAUUCAUGGCAUCUAAAUGUUCAAAUGUGAUUCUACCAAACCGAGGAUAUAUGGAAGAAUUUCCUAUUGAAGUAAUGCAGAAUGUGUUCGUUUCCGACUCAAAGUUGAGCUCUCAUCCUAUAAUUUAUGAUGUUGAAAAUCCAGACGAUAUUACAUCUUUCUUUGAUGCAAUAUCUUAUAAAAAAGGAGCAUCUAUAAUCGGCAUGAUGGAGAACUUCUUUGGAUCUGAUGUCUUUUUCGGUGCAAUUAGUGCUUAUUUGAAGAAUUAUACCUAUCAAAAUGCGGAGACAGUGGACCUUUUAAAUGCUUUGCAAAAUGCGGUAGGAAGUAAAUUAAAUGUAAAAUCAAUAAUGGAUACUUGGACGCGACAAGAAGGUUACCCUGUUGUCAACGUGAAAAAGUCUGGAAACAAAUAUAUAUUAACUCAGGAACGAUUCCUAGACGAUCCAGACGCCAAAUCCGAUCCUUUAAAAUCAGAAUACAAGUACCGCUGGACCAUACCCAUCACUUAUAUCACUAAUAUAAACGAGAGACCCACUCUCACGUGGUUCGAUAAAGAUGCGAACGAAGUGGUCAUUGAGGUCGACGAUCGUACUAGGUGGUUUAAAUUAAAUGCCGGUCAAGUUGGCUAUUAUCGAGUUAAUUACAACGAGGAAUGGAAAACAUUCGAGCAUUUACUUCGAUCCGAUUAUACGCAAAUAUCUGCAGUGGAUCGAGCGAAUCUUUUGGAUGAUUUGUUUAGUUUAGCUGAUGCCGGUAAAAUCGAAUAUAGCAGCGUGAUGGACUUAAGCAUGUAUCUCACCGAGGAGUAUCAUGUUCUUCCAUGGACGGUUGCGAAAUCGAAAUUCAAGUCGAUUCUUUCUCUGUUAACCUCCAUGAAUGACCCAGUACUUUUACAGCUGUUCAAAUCUUACGUCGCAAAAUUGGUAAACACCAUCUACGAGGAUGUAACUUGGACUGUCGAUGAUACUGUCCAAAAGGAUGUACCUACACACAUCGACAAUAGAGUACGACCAACAGUAAUUGGAUUGGCCUGUGCAAUGGGUUCAGCGGAAUGCCUGGAAAAAGCAGGCGAUCUCUUCAAGGAUUGGUUGGCAGGAAAGAAACCGCAACAUCCUGAUAUACGAGAUUUGGUUUAUUAUUACGGUAUGCGCUACCGGUCGAAUGAGAACGAGUGGAAUGCCAUGUUCGAUUUGUUUAUAGACGAGACCGAUCCCAGCGAGAAGAAUAAAAUAAUGUCAGGAUUAGCGGGCAUAAAAUCUACUGCAAUUUUAGAGAAGUACAUUGACAGAGCAACUGAUCAGAAUUACGUCCGCACUCAAGAUUUCUUGAAAUGCUUGAUUAUGAUUUCCAAAAAUCCCAAUGGUACAUCGCUGGUAUGGGACUGGGUGCGCAAGAAUUGGGAGUUCCUGGUAAAGAGAUACACAUUAAACGAUCGAUAUCUUGGUGAACUUAUACCAUCUAUCACAAAUUCCUUCGCCACGCAAGCUAGGCUGGACGAAAUAAAAGCCUUCUUCGCGAAAUAUCCUGAAGCAGGUGCCGGCGCGGCCGGUCGAGCCAAAACUCUCGAGACAGUUUCGAAGAAUAUUAAAUGGGUCGCUAGAAAUAUUGAUAGUAUCAAGAAUUGGUUGUCCAAAAAUUGACAGUUUACAACUAAGACGAAUUAAAGAUCGAUAAAAGUAUCUUGAUAUACAAGAUAGCUGACAAAACUGUCGAAGAAAGACAAUAUAUACUGAUUUUUAAUUAUUAUGCAUAUAACUUUUUUUAAAUUUUGGUAUUGUACGCCUCAAUCACUGAAAGUCAUUGACAUUAUAAAGAUAAUUACUUAUGAUUUUGUGCGUUACUGUAAAGAACGAUCGUUACAAAAAGAAUCGCUCCCGCAGAAUACGGUGAACAAGAAAACUGUUUUUCAAAUACAUUGAAAUUACACUGUGAUCUGAUCUUUUUGGUCUGUCACGCAAUUAUCCUGUGGCAGUGUUAUUGUAAAGUACUCUAAAUACCAAGGCACCAAUAUGCAUUUUGCGCGAAGCAUAUGCCUUUCAUGCAACGCAUUUACAAAUCUUGAUAUGGAAAUUAUAUAUGAACAAUUUUAUAGGAAUAUAAUUUUGUGAUUAAAUAUAGCACACGUUUAUACUGUUAA
Monomorium pharaonis (pharaoh ant) is the source of this 3763-nucleotide messenger RNA. Its product is annotated as glutamyl aminopeptidase-like. The transcript is spliced from 15 exons. Bases 339 to 3266 code for a protein of 975 amino acids. The record is from RefSeq and is a predicted model, not a curated record. Gene Ontology annotation, biological process: peptide catabolic process; proteolysis. Gene Ontology annotation, molecular function: peptide binding; zinc ion binding; metalloaminopeptidase activity. Gene Ontology annotation, cellular component: cytoplasm. Lineage: Eukaryota; Metazoa; Arthropoda; Insecta; Hymenoptera; Formicidae.